Molecule: messenger RNA, 1087 nt
Organism: Dioscorea cayenensis subsp. rotundata (Guinea yam)
Lineage: Eukaryota; Viridiplantae; Streptophyta; Magnoliopsida; Dioscoreales; Dioscoreaceae
Product: mitochondrial amidoxime reducing component 2-like
Exons: 8
Coding region: 33-962 (309 amino acids)
Molecular function (GO): pyridoxal phosphate binding; molybdenum ion binding; catalytic activity
Source: RefSeq, a predicted model, not a curated record
CUUUUUUUUUUUGCGGGUUUUCCACUUCUCCCAUGAUGGCUCAAGAAGAACCCCAUGCCAAGGUGACCUCCAUCUUCAUCUACCCCAUCAAAUCAUGCCGGGGUAUCUCUGUAUCGCAAGCACCAAUCUCUCCAACUGGGUUCAGAUGGGAUAGACAGUGGUUGGUUGUGAAUGGCAAAGGUAGGGCUUAUACACAGAGAGUGGAACCCAGGCUUGCUUUGGUUCAGGUAGAGCUUCCGGAGGAUGCGUUUGAUGAGGAUUGGGAGCCUGUUGGAAGCUCAAAUUUGGUAAUACGAGCCCCUGGAAUGGACAUUUUGAAGAUUCCUUUAAAAAGAACAUGCAAAGUGAUUGAUGGUGUCUCUGUUUGGGAGUGGGCUGGUUCUGCCUUUGACGAAGGAGAUGAAGCAUCCAAAUGGUUUUCUGAUUUCAUUGGGAAGCCAAGCCGUUUAGUUCGUUUUAAUACCUCAUCACAAACCAGAUAUGUAGAUCCUAAAUAUGCCCAAGGAUACAAAACCAUGUUCUCUGACGGGUACCCUUUCUUGCUGAUAUCCCAGGGGUCACUCAAUGCAUUGAAUGAACUUCUUGGCGAACCAGUUUCAAUUAAUCGUUUCAGACCAAAUAUUCUUGUUGAUGGAUGUGAACCAUUUUCUGAGGAUAUAUGUAAAUCAGUGAAGUUAAACAAGCUGAGUUUCAAUGGAGUGAAGUUAUGCUCUCGUUGUAAGGUCCCGACAAUCAACCAAGAAAACGGGAUAGGCGGGAUCGAACCAACACAGACUCUAAUGAAGUUCCGCUCGGACCGUGUUUUGCACUUGAAGGGGAAGCAUCAAGGGAAGGUUUAUUUUGGACAAAAUCUAGUUUGUAAGGAAUCACUCACUGGUUCAAGCAAAGAUAAAGUUGUUAAGGUGGGAGAUCCAGUGUUUGUCCUUGAGAAAUUCUCUUCAAGUGCUGAUGCACCAAUCUAAGUAACUGUUUAGCAUGAUUUAAAUGUUUGGGAACUUCAAGUGAUGUUGUUUCUUUUUCUUCAAUAAUUUGUCAAAUGAAUGGAAAACCAGGUUUAAAUGGAGUUGUUCUUUUCUUGUUUUGCCCA